AUGACACCAACGGAAAUUUCCGUUAAUGAUCCGUUGGUGUCACCAACGGAAAUUUCCGUUGGUGAUCCGUUAGUGUCACCAUCGGAAAUUUCCGUUAAUGACACCAACGGAAAUUUCCCAAGAGCUUCCAGGGGAUCUUCUAAGGUUAAAUUUGCUACUGAAGAAGCAAAUUUAACACCCACUCAGAAAAUAUACGCAUUGAUGCAGUGCACUCCUGAUAUUUCCGAGCGUAAUUGCAGCUAUUGCCUACGAGAGACUGUGGGAUAUUAUCGAUCUUGUUGCUAUGGGAAACAAGGAGGUUAUGUUAAUAAACCUAGCUGUAUUUUCCGAUGGGAAUUGUAUCCAUUUUAUAAUUCUAUUGCUGAUGCUCCAACUCUUUCACCUUCGCCGCCGCCUCCUCCGCCACUCAGUAUUUUUCCUCCACCAGCCAAUAACACCACCACCAAAGAUAACGGAGCUACAGCAGCUCGAACUGUUGUAAUCAUCACUGUUCCUACAAGUUUCUUCGCAGCACUUGUUGGCCUCGCUUGCAGCUUUUUCUAUUAUAGGAGCUGUAAGAAAAAGACCGAAAGUAAGUUAUCAUCGUUGUUCUAUGUAAUUAACCUUGGUCUCUGUUUGAUUUGAAGGGAGAAAAACUAAGAAAUUUGUUGAUUUUGUGAAGAUUUG
This is a messenger RNA of Manihot esculenta (cassava), 666 nucleotides long. RefSeq names its product putative cysteine-rich receptor-like protein kinase 35. The record is from RefSeq and is a predicted model, not a curated record. The transcript has 3 exons. NCBI's taxonomy places the organism in Eukaryota, Viridiplantae, Streptophyta, Magnoliopsida, Malpighiales, Euphorbiaceae. Bases 1 to 624 code for a protein of 207 amino acids.